Molecule: messenger RNA, 1705 nt
Organism: Nanorana parkeri
Lineage: Eukaryota; Metazoa; Chordata; Amphibia; Anura; Dicroglossidae
Gene: TBCCD1
Product: TBCC domain containing 1
Exons: 6
Coding region: 25-1695 (556 amino acids)
Biological process (GO): maintenance of Golgi location; maintenance of centrosome location
Cellular component (GO): spindle pole centrosome
Source: RefSeq, a predicted model, not a curated record
UAUAUUCCCCGGCACAGCUGAGCUAUGGAGACCCACCGUGUACAGAUGUGGGCGAGGAUGGAUCCGUUCCUAAUCGGCGUUCUGCAGUUUCCUCCGCCUGCUAAGUUCAACCUGCACUACCUGAGAAAGAUGGCAACCUACGUACGAACUCGGUCAGCGGAGCACUGUUACCCGCGCCUGUACUGGACUAUGUGGCGGCACAUCGCCUGCGGGAAACUGCAGCUGGUAGAGGACGUGGCGUGGCUGUACUUCGAGGCUUUCCACAGCCUGUCCGAGCGGAGCGCCUCCAAGAACCUGGAGUGGGCUGAGGCUGCCUCCAGCUGCAAGUCCGUGGAGGAGUAUGAGAGAGUGAAGAGUAAGCUGUCAGUGGACACCCUGAAGUUCCUUCUGUUCCUCUAUAUUCAGCAGAUAAACAAGGUUUCCUUACGUACUUCUCUGAUUGGUGAUGAGUGGCCAAGCCCUAGAGCUAGAUCUCCUAAUCCUGACUUAGCUGGACCAUCUAGCUUUCAUAAUAAGAACUGGGAUGAUUAUAGCCACCAUGCAUUUAUACAGAACCAUAUAUCUUACCUAUUGGAGUUGCUUUUGGAUCCAGAUCAGCUUACUAAAUCCUGCCAUUCAAGUGAAUACAGUCUGUUGUCCAUUGGGGCAGCCCGAGCACUGGACUUUCUCAUCGAGGGAACAAUGGAUAAGAAUAGGACUGUCCAUCCUUUUGUUGAUUUAACUACAUGGCAUCCUUUACAGUUUAGAAGUGGUUAUUCAAAAACGACUGAAUCAUUUUCACUGAGCAAGCUGCAAGCAUGGGUAAAGGAUAAUUUUGUGGUGAAUCCGUUUGGAAUGUCCACCUGUGUGAAGUCUGGUAAAACGUUAGCUUGGGCAGAACAAAUUGAUGGUUCGAGUAGAAGGGCAAAGAUUGCUUGCAACAUUUACAAAGUGCCACCUGGUAAUCAUAUGGUUGUCAUGAGUCACAUAUGCAGACAAACAUUGGCAAAAAGUUCAGAAACGCUGGUCAAUGCACGUGUAAAAAUAAUGAACUGCAAUGAGUCUUAUAUAUAUCUAUUAUCUCCUUUAAGGAGUGUAACCAUUGAAAAAUGUCGGAAUAGCACAUUUGUCCUUGGGCCAGUGCAAACAGUUGUUCAUGUUCAGAUGUGUGACCAUGUGAAAGUUAUAAGUGUAUGUCAGCGCUUGUCACUGUCUUCUACAACAAGCUGCACUUUUCAUAUACUUACUCCUACAAGGCCUGUGUUAUUUAAUGGAAAUCAGGGUGUUAUUUUUGCUCCAUAUCAUACUUACUAUGGAAUGCUAGAAGAUCACAUGGGACAAACUGGUUUAGCCACUUUACCUAAUUACUGGGACAGGCCACAGUUUUUUUCUGCAGAAAGUGACUCCCAGGUCUGGAAACUCAUGUCCCCUCGAGAAUUUUAUACAUUUGCUGUGCCUUUUGAAAUGGAAGGUGAUACAACUGAAAUUCCUGGAGGCUUACCCCCAGCAUUUCUUAAGACAAUGGAGCAAAGGCAGCAAAAGGUACAAAUGUGGCACAAAACUGUUAAGGAUGCAAAAUUAAACGGGGAACAGAAGAAAAGGUUUCAAGCACUUGUUGAAUACCAAUUCAGUGAAUGGCUGGUUAAAACUGGAAACAGACAUGAGCUGGAUAGGCUUGUGCCAGCAAAUACUAUUACAAAGCAAGCUGCUGAUUGAAGUACAUGUA